Molecule: messenger RNA, 3624 nt
Organism: Cordyceps militaris CM01
Lineage: Eukaryota; Fungi; Ascomycota; Sordariomycetes; Hypocreales; Cordycipitaceae
Product: DNA mismatch repair protein msh6
Exons: 4
Coding region: 1-3624 (1207 amino acids)
Biological process (GO): mismatch repair
Cellular component (GO): MutSalpha complex; nucleus
Molecular function (GO): mismatched DNA binding; ATP-dependent DNA damage sensor activity; ATP binding
Source: RefSeq, a predicted model, not a curated record
AUGGCCGGCGACAACACCAGUGCUGCGCGCACUCCGGCGCGACAGCCGGCAAAGGCUGCGGUAUCAGUUUCUUCCUCUGCCAAGCAAAAGUCAAUCAUGUCGUUUUUUCAAAAGUCUUCGCCGGCUGCGACCCCCUCCCCAGCGGCACGCAAACAGGUCUCCUCUGAUCCCAGUUCUUGUCUAAAGGAGACAAAGGCCAACUUCUUACCAAAGGCGAAGCCUGCGCAGAAACUCCAAACCCCUGUGCCUUCGAGCGACGCGCCAGAACCCAGCAGCUCGCAGGAGAACCUCGACACUGUUUCUCGCCACGAGAAUGCCCCCAGUUCUCCAAUCAUGGCUAGGCAGGCAAAGCCCAAGCCGCGACCAGCCAUCAAAGACCCAGCUGGCAGCAGCCCCGCGCGGAAGUCGCGAAAAGCCGUCAGCUACGCGGAAUCCUCCGAAGACGACGAACCUGUGUCGACUGUUAACCGCCGUCGCACUAGGGCGCGACUGGUUGUAGACGACGAGGACAACUACGGAGAUGAUGGUGAUGCUGACGUGCAAGACGAUGAAGACGAUAUUGACGACUUUGUUGUCGAGGACGAUUCGGACGGCGCUACUCCAAGACCCAAGAAGAGAAAGCGGCCAUCGCAACCGACAACGGCCAGGAAACGAUCGAACAUUUCACCACCCGCAACCAAGGAUGAGCUGAGCGACCUGAAUGACGACGAUGUUAUGACGGAUAUCCCGCCACCUACUAGUGCUAAGCAAUGGAGCUUUGACCCUGAAUCAGAAGAGAAAAGACCUGUCACUACUCCAGCUGAGCGUGCUGCAAAAGACCCGAAGCGGAAAGAAAAGGCUCACACAAAGGAACCCGACGAACGCUACUCCUGGCUUUCUAAGAUCAGAGACAAGGAGAAGCGCGAACCAGGGGACCCAGACUAUGAUCCACGAACUAUCUUUAUCCCUCCUCUCGCUUGGAAUAACUUCUCCCCUUUCGAGAAGCAGUAUUGGGAGAUUAAGCAAAAUCUCUGGGACACGAUAGUCUUCUUCAAAAAGGGAAAAUUCUACGAGCUAUAUGAAAACGAUGCUACCAUCGGCCACCAAGAAUUCGAUUUCAAAAUGACUGAUCGCGUCAACAUGCGCAUGGUCGGAGUUCCAGAGAGUGUUCUUGACCACUGGGUUAACCAAUUCAUUGCCAAGCAAUACAAAGUUGCCCGAGUGGACCAGAUGGAAACAAAUCUCGGCAAGGAAAUGCGUGAAAGACAGGACAAGACUGGGAAGAAGGCCGACAAGAUUAUUUCUCGUCAACUUGCUUGUGUCCUCACCGCCGGGACAUUGGUUGACGGAAGCAUGCUCCAAGACGACAUGGCUGCCCACUGUGUUGCUAUUAAAGAGUCUGUUGUGGACGGCCUCCCUGUAUUUGGCAUCGCCUUUGUCGAUACAGCUACUGGUCGCUUCUUCCUGACUGAGUUCGUCGAUGAUGUUGACUUGACUAAGUUUGAGACCUUCAUUGCGCAAAUCGGCCCACGAGAGAUGCUACUCGAGAAAUCUCAUCUGUCGACCAAGGCCAACAGAGUUCUGAAGAACAAUACCAGCCCUACCACAAUCUGGACGCACCUGAAGCACGGCGUGGAAUUCUGGGAUGCCGACACCUGCAGACGCGAGUUGACUGCUGCGAACUACUUCUCAACGGAAGCCGACAGCGAUGGAGGGUGGCCAGAAGCUCUGGAGAAACAAAGAGACAAUGAUGUCCUCAUGUCAGCAGUUGGCGCCCUGGUGUGGUAUUUGCGCUUUCUGAAGGUGGAGCGACCCUUACUUUCCCAGAGCAACUUUUCCAUGUACAAUCCCAUUCAGAAGAAUGGCACCCUCGUCCUCGACGGCCAGACUUUGAUCAACCUCGAAAUCUUCUCCAACUCGGUUAAUGGCGGCAGCGACGGCACCCUGUUCCAGCUUCUUAACAAGUGCAUCACGCCCUUCGGCAAACGCCUUUUCCGACAAUGGGUUGCCCACCCGCUUCAAAACAUUGAUAGAAUCAAUGAGCGCUUAGAUGCAGUGGACAUGCUCAACAAUGAUCCGUCUGUUCGUGAGCAAUUUGCCUCCCAGCUCGUCAAGAUGCCCGAUCUGGAGCGUCUUAUUUCGCGAAUCCAUGCCUGCGCUUGCAAACCAGAAGACUUUGUUCGUGUUCUGGAUGGGUUUGAGCAGAUUGAGUACACAAUGACUCUGGUCUCCUCUUUCAAAGGUGGUAAUGGCUUGCUUGAUCGUCUUAUUGCAUCCAUGCCCAGCCUUGAGGAGCCCCUGGCCUACUGGAGAAACGCUUUUGAUAGACGAAAGGCCAAGGAUGAAAAGAUUCUCAUCCCGGAGCGUGGUAUUGAGGAAGAUUUUGAUGCCAGUUUGGAGCGAAUGGAAAACAUCAAAAGCCAGCUUCAAGAACUGCUAACAGAGAAGAAGGGGGAGCUCAAGUGCAAGGCGCUCAAGUUCACCGACGUGGGUAAAGAAAUCUUCCAAAUCGAGGCGCCAAAGGCGAUCAAAGUACCCUCCAGCUGGCGACAGAUGUCUGCUACCAAAGACGUCAAGCGAUGGUAUUUUACCGAGCUGACGAGUCUCGUCCGUGAGCUGCAAGAAGCGGAGGAGACUCACUCGCAGUUGGUGCGCGAGGUUGCAGCGCGCUUCUGCAAAAAGUUUGACGUCGACUACGAGCUCUGGCUUUCAGCUAUUCAGGCCAUUGCCCAGCUGGACUGCUUGGUUAGUCUGGCCAAGGCAUCAUCGUGCUUGGGCGAGCCAAGCUGCCGUCCGCAAUUUGUAGAUCAAGACCGAAGCCUCGUCGAGUUUGAGGAGCUGCGCCAUCCAUGUAUGCUGAACACGACUGGCGACUUUAUUCCCAACGACAUCAAGCUCGGCGGCGAACAAGCCAACAUUAAUCUGCUCACCGGUGCCAACGCUGCAGGCAAAUCAACGGUUCUAAGAAUGUCUUGCAUUGCCGUUAUCAUGGCGCAAAUUGGCUGCUACGUACCAGCCGUGUCUGCAAAGCUCACACCCGUGGACAGGAUCAUGUCCCGCCUCGGUGCCAACGACAACAUUUUUGCUGCGCAGUCGACUUUCUUUGUCGAACUGUCAGAGACCAAGAAGAUUCUCGCCGAGGCGACUCCCCGCUCUCUCGUCAUCCUCGACGAGCUGGGCCGCGGCACAAGUUCGUAUGAUGGUGUAGCAGUCGCUCAAGCCGUCUUGCACCAUGUAGCGACGCACAUUGGCUGUGUCGGCUUCUUCGCCACGCAUUACCACUCGCUGGCCACCGAGUUUGAGAACCACCCCGAGAUUCGAGCCCGGCGCAUGCAGAUCCACGUCGAUGAUGCGGAGCGCCGCAUCACCUUUUUGUACAAACUAGAGGAUGGCGUCGCAGAAGGCAGCUUCGGCAUGCACUGCGCGGCCAUGUGCGGCAUCUCCAACACCGUCAUUGAGCGCGCCGAGGUGGCGGCCAAGGAGUGGGAGCACACGAGCAGGCUCAAGGACUCCCUGGACAAGGCAAAGACGGGAUGCUACAUUCCGCUCGGCAUCCUCAGCGAUGUCGGCAGCCUGCUUGGUGACAGGGGCGGUGUUGAUGAAAAGGGUAUUGAGGUUUUGUUGCGUGCUAUUGAGUGCCUGUAG